Molecule: messenger RNA, 462 nt
Organism: Monoraphidium neglectum
Lineage: Eukaryota; Viridiplantae; Chlorophyta; Chlorophyceae; Sphaeropleales; Selenastraceae
Exons: 1
Coding region: 1-462 (153 amino acids)
Source: RefSeq, a predicted model, not a curated record
AUGGCGGGCGUGGGCCUAUCACCUUCCAGCCGCGCCGCGGACUGCCAAGGCGAUGGCGUCAGCGGCGGCCCUGGCCCCGCGAGGGACGCGCCCGCGGCGCCCGCGCCUGCGCCUGCGCCCGCGCCAGGCGACUGCGGGCCGCCGGCGCGGGACGAUCAGUCGUCGAAGCGGGACCGGUCCCUGCUGGGGCGGCUCCGGCGGCUCAAGGGGGCGUGGCACGGCAAUCAGCGCGCUGACGAGGACAACUCCCAGGUGACCCCUGGGCUGCCAGCCAAUGCUUUUCUAACACCUAAGCGCGUCUGCUCCCCGUCUACUGUGCGCGACAACGCCCGAGACGGCGGCGUCUCGGCACCAAUAUCUGUCUUGGCCCGCCUUCAGCACCAGGACAGCGCACAACACAUCGCGGCCGCGCCCGCCCGUCCCGAUCGCGCCCCCCCGCCCCCGCCCUCUGCCCAAACCUAG